This is a messenger RNA of Nicotiana tabacum (common tobacco), 5477 nucleotides long. The record is from RefSeq and is a predicted model, not a curated record. NCBI's taxonomy places the organism in Eukaryota, Viridiplantae, Streptophyta, Magnoliopsida, Solanales, Solanaceae.
UGGCACGACACGGAUAAUAUCAACUAGCCGCCGAGGCCCUCCGCCAUUAUCUUGCACACCCGGCUAUGGAUCUUCCCCUUCUUUCAGGUACCUAACCUUUGAAAGGAAUUUUAGAUUCAUGACCUCAGAAACACCUAAAAGGGCAUUCUAUAUCCCUACCUUUUGUUGUCCUUAAAUGCCCCCUACAAAGAAGCUAGCAGCACUUUAACUAGAGGAGUUUUUUGUCUUUUCAUAAAAACAACCCGGCUUGGAUCUUCCCCUUCUUUCAGGUACCUUUGUUUAACAAAAACGAUGGAUUCUUUUUUCACAUGGUGGGUGUGAAUAUUCACUCUUCUUCGUGAUUUAACUUUUCAGUCUGAGUUAUUGUCCAAAUUGUAGUAUUUCUUAAGGGUAUAGCCAGGGUAAAUAUAUUUAUAUCAAAUUAAGUAAAUUUAAUAAAGUAAUAAUAGGCAUUAAUUAACCAUGAAAGUAAUAAAUUAACUCGUGAUUCUAUUAAUUUGAUACUACAAACGUGGGGUGCAGUUAAGUUUUUACCGAAUAGCAAGUGUUUGGUGAAUUUAAUUAGCUCCAUACUGUUAAGUUCAUUGCUAGUUUAUGAUUUUUAAAAGGCUCAAAGUCCAAGAACUGAUUGUCUGUAUCUCAGCUUCUCCAUCCUUUAAUUUGACUUGUAGGAUCUCCUUUUCCUCAGGUGUUUUCUGUUCAUGAUGUUAAUCAGUGCCGGCUGAAGUAUACGGUAACUAAAGCAAGUGCUUUAGGCCCUCAAAUUUGAGGGGUCCCAUUUUUCAGUAGUAGUAGCCUAGUAGGUAUAUGAAUUAAUUUUUUAAAAAUUUGAAUAUUUUGAAGUAAAAAAAAGUAUAUUUUUUAAUAAACUAAGAAAAUAAACCUUCAAAAUUUUGAACAAUUAGAAGCGUAUGAAAAUAUUUUUGGUUUCCUAUUUCGAGGUAUAAGAAUUUGAUAUAACUAGGUGACGAGAUUUUGGAAACACAUUGCCUUAACGGCGAAACAUAUUGAUGGUUUAGACUUAUUUUAUGAAUUAAAACAUGAAAGAAAGAUAAUACUCUAAUUAAUAUACUCAAUCAUAUAAAAAAGACUUGAUUCUUUUCUAAAUGCGUAUAUUAUUUAUAUAAUAAUGUUAACUAUAAAGAAGUACAAUGGAUUAAUAUUUUUUUUUAUAGAAAAAACAACUUAAGGCCACUCAUCAAGGUUUGGCUUUAGGCCACCGAUUUUGUUGAGCCGCCUUUGAUGUUAAUCUUUAUUUGUAAAAUAAGGGGAAUUUGAUAAUAAUUACUACUUAAUCAGUUUUUGCUUAAGCAGUCCUCUAUAACAACUCGCUAGGUUUGAUUAAGUUAGACAUAUAGAUACACUUGUAAGGCUCAGGGCAUUUUCAGAAAGUUACCCAUUCUGAGUUCAUAUUGAGGUAUAACUAAGUAAUGGGAAAAGCCACAUAAUGUCUGUCCAAAAGGGUGCCUCUGGUCUUUGAAAUGGCAUUAAAUUAAGAAGAAAUUAACAAUCAGUAUUGACUAUCAUUUGGCUUGUUUCUAAGCUUUCUAUUUUUAUAUGUUGAGGAAUUUUCGUGGAAAAUGCUAAUGAAUUCAAGAAUGACAAUCAGUCCAAUAUGUUUCAACGAUGGAAAAUGCUAAUGAAUUCAAACCUAACAUCAUCAUUGUCUGUCACCUUCCUCCAUUUCUCUUGAUUGACCUUAAAGUGGACAACUGUUUGAAUUCUUUACAGAAAAGAAACCGCAGCUAGUAGUAAUGGGGAUAUAUGCCUUAGUGCUGGUACACUUUCUCUAUUCCAACAUAAACACAAUCAUGAAGAGAAAAAACAAUUUCUUUUCCCCUCUUGUAGUUUCAAUAUGGCACCAUUUUCUGAUAUUAUCAGCCACUGCAGAAGUCAACCUCAAAACUGAUGAGGCUGCUCUUCUUGCUUUGAAAUCCUAUCUUACUUCUGAUACUUACAAUAUCUUGACAAGCAACUGGACCUCAACCACUUCAGUUUGCCAGUGGAUUGGCGUAACAUGCGGCUCUCGCCAUCAAAGAGUCACAGCCUUGGAUAUUUCCAACAUGGGACUAAUAGGCACCAUCCCUCCUCACUUGGGAAAUCUGUCUUUUCUGGUCUCCCUUGAUAUCAGUAGCAACCGUUUCCAUGGAAUUCUGCCUCAAGAUUUGAGUAAUUUGCACAGAUUAGAAUUUAUAAAUGUCACUUCUAAUAAGUUCACUGGAGAUAUUCCCUCAUGGUUUUCUCUUUUGCCAGAACUCCAGCACUUGCAUCUAGCAUUUAACAGUUUCACAGGUAUUAUUCCACCGGCCAUUUUCAAUGCAUCCAAGCUAGAGAGUUUAGUGUUGGGAGUUAAUCAGUUACAAGGGGAAAUUCCAAAUGAAAUUGGUAAUCUUCAAGGCUUGACAUGGUUGAGUUUGGGAUCAAAUCAGCUAACAGGCCUUGUACCACUUAGCCUGUUCAACAUUUCAUCGUUACGACGUUUGGUCCUGACAAACAAUAGUUUGUCUGGAAACCUUCCUGUCGAUAUAUGCUCGAAUCUCCCAGAACUCAUGGUACUUGCACUGUCUAACAAUGAAUUUGAUGGACAAAUUCCUUUGGACAUCGACAAAUGCUCAAACCUUCAAAUUUUGUCAUUAUCAUUCAAUAGGUUCACUGGAGUGAUACCUAGAAAGAUUGGGAACUUGACUAUGAUAUCUUCUUUAUACCUUGGUCGAAAUGAUUUGGAAGGUGAAAUACCAGAAGAGAUUGGAUAUCUCCGUAAUCUAGAGAUAUUGGAUGUGCAGAACUGUAGCCUAAGUGGUCCAUUACCAUUUUCUAUAAGUAACAUAACUUCACUUCGAUUGCUCAACCUUUAUGGCAAUAAGCUCUCUGGCUCAUUACCCCCGGAUAUGUGUUUGAACAUGCCUGAUCUCAGAGCAUUUGAUCUUGGAAAUAAUCAAUUCAGUGGAACCAUUCCAAAAGAAUUUGGAAACUGCACUUCACUUUCUGACCUCUUCCUAAGAGAAAACAACCUAAUAGGUGAGUUACCAAUGGAGAUUGGUAAUCUUUUCAAUUUGGGAAGAUUAGAUCUACACUACAACUUCUUAACAGGUCCUAUUCCAUCUACAAUAUUUAACAUGUCAAACAUAAGGGGCAUUUCAUUUUUGGGGAACUUCUUUACCGGAAGUCUUCCAGCAGAUAUAGGACUUGGCCUUCCUAAUCUUGAAGAACUUUAUCUUGGUUACAAUAACCUGACUGGAUCCAUCCCUAACUCACUGUCAAACGCUUCCAACAUUUUCCGGCUAGGAAUUGGAUAUAAUAACUUUUCUGGUCCUUUUCCGAGGUCAUUUGGUAAUCUAAAACGUUUAGAGUACCUAAAUGUGAAUGACAAUCAUUUCACAAGAGAACCUUCAUCUCCAGAAUUGACUUUCUUCGAUUCCUUGACAAAUUGCAGACAUUUAAGACAACUGUGGAUAGGUUAUAAUCCACUCGAUGGAAAUCUCCCCGCUUCUGUUGGAAAUCUCUCAAGUUCUCUUGACUAUGUUUAUGCUGCUUAUAGUGAAAUCAGAGGCAGCAUGCCCCGUGAAAUUGGAUAUUUAAGUGGUUUGUCUUUCUUGUUUCUUCAAGGCAAUUACUUGAGUGGAUUCAUUCCAAGUUCAAUAGGGAAUUUAGAGAAUCUUCAAGCAUUAAAUUUGUAUGGCAACAAAAUGAUAAGUGGACCUAUCCCUGAGGAACUCUGCAAUUUGAAGAAUUUGGGAUUCUUGAGUUUGGGAAAUAAUGAGAUUUGCUGUUCUAUACCAGCAUGUUUAGGGAACAUUAAAUCUCUUAGAUACGUUUACUUAGAUUCCAACAAAUUGAUUUUUAGCAUACCUCCCAGCCUGUGGAACCUCAAUGAUCUCUUGCAUCUUGAUGUGUCCUCAAAUUUCUUGGAAAGCUCUCUACCUCCAGAAAUUGGAAAUUUGAAAGUCGCAACAUUACUGAAUGUAUCGAAGAAUCAAAUCUCAGGAAUUAUCCCGAGCACAAUUGGAGCAAUGCAAAACAUGGCUGAACUUUCUUUUGCAGAAAAUAGACUAGAAGGGCCUAUUCCAGAGUCAUUGGGGAACAUGGUUGCCUUGGAAUCGUUGGACUUGUCUCAUAACAAGCUCUCUGGUGGAAUUCCCAAAUCACUGGUAGGUCUUUCCCAUCUUAACUAUCUCAAUGUAUCUUACAACAGAUUGAGUGGUGAAAUUCCAACUGGAGGUCCUUUUGCGAACUUCUCUUAUGAUUCAUUCCUUUCAAAUGAGGGAUUAUGUGGUGAUGCUAGAUUGCAGACACCAGCAUGUAGGUCUAAUUCUCCUCAUAGGAAAAGAAAAAAGAAUGUGCUUCUUAUUGUGUUGAUCUCACUGAUGGCUGCUUCAAUCAUAAUGCUCUCAGUCACGCUCACCAUCUUUUUGGUGAUUAGAUGUCGAAAGAGGAAAACAAUCAUUGCUACUCAUCAGGCGGAUUCUUCUCCAGCCACAUUACAUGGAAGAGUUUCGUACCAUGACCUUCAACAAGCAACAAAUGGAUUCAGUACGAGCAACUUGCUCGGAUCUGGAAGUUAUGGGUCUGUUUACAAAGCUACAUUUGGGAGUACUAUAUUGGCCGUUAAAGUAUUCAAUUUGCAAACAGAAGGCGCAUUCAAGAGUUUCGAUACAGAAUGUGAAGUCUUGCGCAACGUUCGUCACAGAAAUUUGGCUAAAGUCAUCAAUAGUUGCUCCAACGUUGAUUUCAAAGCCUUGGUAUUAGAGUACAUGCCUAAUGGAAACCUAGACGAUUGGCUUCAUUCUGAGAGUUGUUCCUUAGAUAUCAUGCAGAGAGUAGACAUAAUGAUUGAUGUGGGAUCAGCAUUAGACUAUCUCCAUCAUGACUAUUUUGUGCCGGUUGUUCACUGUGAUCUAAAGCCUAGCAAUGUCCUACUCGAUGAAGAUAUGGUUGCACAUGUGAGUGACUUUGGGCUAGCAAAGUUAUUAGGGGUAGGAGAAAGUAUUGCACAAACCAAAACUCUUGCAACCAUCGGGUACAUUGCACCAGAGUUUGGAUUGGAAGGACUGGUAUCUACAAGGUGUGACAUUUACAGCUAUGGUAUCAUGUUGAUGGAAAUGUUUACAAGAAAAAAGCCAACAGAUGAACAGUUUGCUGAAAAUUCAAGCUUGAGGGGGUGGAUAAGACAAUCAUGGCCACACGCGAUGGACAAGAUAAUAGAUCCUGAGCUAAUGAUACCAGAAGAGAAGAACAAAACAGGAAAGAUGCAGUGCUUAUCAUCCAUUAUGGAAUUAGCUCUGAGGUGCACAACGGACAUGCCAGAGGAAAGAAUGAAUAUCAAACAUGUUCUUGCUCAACUCAAGACCCUCAGAACUAUGUUGGAAAAUGUAGUAAUGCAUUAAAGGAUUGAGGAAGAUGUUUAUAUAUAAUUAUAUUACUGUGAAGUUGUUAAAAUUGAAUUUCUGUUUUGAAGGCCUCAAUAUCUUAUUUAGAAA